AUGGAGACCUUCUGCGAGACGGUGCAGUUUUACCUGAGGCACCUGGAGGACAGCGUGUACCCCGUGAUGACUGAGGACCAGUUUGCACUGAAGCUGUUCCCCAUGUAUCGCUACUUCCUGACGGUGAAGCUGGGGGUCAUCAAGUCCCUGAAGCCCAUGCUGAACCUCCUCCUGCCCAGGGAUGCCCUGCGGGACCAAGUGUACGACUCCCUCCCUCUGCUGCUGGCGGGGUACCAGGGCAGCCUGGAGGCACUCUUUAUCACGCGGGUCUUGAGGCAGAUCCUGGAGAUGUCAUUCAUCACCAGUAGCCCAGUCCCGCAGAUGCAGCUGCACAUCAUCUUCACGGAGCUGCAUGUCCAGGAGAGCCCCAGGGCUGCGCGGGGCGUGUGCUCCAGGGCCCCCGCCCAGCAGCGGUUCAGCAGCCAGAACCUGGCGGAGAUAGUGCACAGCUUCAUAGCCCCUGCCCGCUCCUACCCCAAGGAGCUGAUGCAGUUCUUCCUCAGUCAGAUGGAGAUGAGCAAGGAGGCCAUCCGCGUGGGGACCCUGGCCCUGAUCGGGGCAGUGAGCCCAGAAUGA
Messenger RNA from Rangifer tarandus platyrhynchus (Svalbard reindeer), 576 nucleotides. Lineage: Eukaryota; Metazoa; Chordata; Mammalia; Artiodactyla; Cervidae. The record is from the annotation of a GenBank genome assembly.